Messenger RNA from Melanotaenia boesemani (Boeseman's rainbowfish), 1139 nucleotides. RefSeq names its product coiled-coil domain containing 124 (gene ccdc124). The record is from RefSeq and is a predicted model, not a curated record. Lineage: Eukaryota; Metazoa; Chordata; Actinopteri; Atheriniformes; Melanotaeniidae. The coding region runs from base 104 to 766 and encodes 220 amino acids. The transcript has 5 exons. Gene Ontology annotation, cellular component: nucleus. Gene Ontology annotation, molecular function: transcription coactivator activity. Gene Ontology annotation, biological process: transcription by RNA polymerase II.
GCGCGCUAGUUUCGGAGGAGGUGGCGGAUGCCUCUUCGAAACAACCCUGUUGUUUGCCUAGGAUUUGGUUUUCCUCUCAUACUGCUAAAAAGCAGCUGUUAGGAUGCCAAAGAAGUUCCAGGGUGAGAACUCCAAGUCAGCCGCCGCCAGAGCUCGCAAGGCUGAGGCGAAGGCUGAGGCGGACGCCCGCAAGAAGCAAGAAGAAGAGGAUGCUCUCUGGCAGGAAACUGACAAACAUGUACUUAAAAAAGAGUUCAGAAAGGAUGAAAAAGAGAAAAAGAGGUUGGAACUCCUUGAGAGGAAAAAGGAAAACCAGCGCCUGCUAGAUGAGGAGAAUGCCAGAUUGAAAGGCAGAGCUCAGAAGGAGGCUGUAGCUGGUGGAAAAGUGACUCGUGCCCAGAUUGAAGAGACUCUUAAGAAUGAGCAGGAGCAACAGGAGCAGAUUAAGCCAAAAGAAAAGAGUCACUUGGAGACUCCGCUGGAAGAGAACAUUAACCGAAUUAUUCCUGAAGAAGGAACUGUGGAAGCCAGAACAAUAGAGGAUGCCAUUGCUGUGCUCAGCACUGGCCCUGAGGACCUGGACCGUCACCCAGAGCGACGAAUGAAAGCCGCCUUUGCAGCAUAUGAGGAAGCAAACAUGCCCCGUCUAAAAAAAGAGAACCCCAACAUGAGGUUGUCGCAGCUGAAGCAACAGUUGAAGAAGGAGUGGGGUAAAGCACCAGAGAACCCCCUGAACCAGCGCUUUGUCAACUAUAACUCAAAGUGAAUUCACUUUUUCUCUGAUAACGCCGCUUGAAAACUCUGCCUAUGCACAUUGGAGACUUCCAUUGGAAAAUGUAAUAAUUUCAUUGAAGAACGAGUGUUGCAGACAAAAACUUUACAAUUAAGCACCCAUAAACACUCUUGUGCCAGAUGACUCAACUCUGUUGUUCUAUUCACUAACAAGGAGAAUCCAAUUUUUUUCUGAUUAAAUUAACAGCUGAUAACUAUGAUUUGUGCAUGAGGCUUCAAAUGAGAGAUCUCAGCAUCUAAUACAUGUUUUUUUGUUUGUUUGUUUUUUUUAUUCCUACCCUUUCUGGAACAAUGAGAACCCAGAUGUUUUGAGAGUAAAUUAUUAAAGAUCGCUGCUCAAUCUUCAA